CCAGGUUUCUCAAUUUUAGCCGCGAAGCCCUCCACGGCAAAAGAUAAAAAUAAUAAAAAGACAGAGCGAAAGAGAGGGGAGGGAGAGGCGAGAGCGAUCUCCCACAGGCUCCGGCUGCCGGACUCCCCUUUCCGGCCACAACUCUGGUUCCGAUUCUGUUGUUUCUUAGCCGUCGCCGGCUUCUGAGUUGACCACUAGCACGCCUCCUCGCCGGAGGUGAGGCCUCGUCGGAUUGGCUUCUCUCCCCCCCACUGUUGGUGCAUGAUGGGAUUUUCGCUGUUCCCGAUGAAGACCUCGACGCGCCUCCUGUGGAGUACCAGCUUCUUUCGCCACAAGAUCGUCGUCUUCUUUUAAAAAUCCCGAUCAAUCGUAGAGGAGUAUACAUAGCUAGCUCCAUAUAUACUAUAACAAGAUAAAUCACUGCUUAGUAGAGAAGGAGAAGGGGAAGAUCUCGCCAGGGAUCGUUCGGAUCUGCGAACCAGACAUGGAUUCUGGCCAUCUGAUCUUUGAUUCCUCUUCUUCUCAUCACGGUCGCAUGCUUCUUCUGGGUGGUGGCAGUCCGAUCUUCCAAGGGGCGAGAUCGGUGCUGGGGAUGGAGGAGGGGGCGAACAAGCGGCGGCUCUUCUUCACCUCCCCCGACGAGCUCCUGGAAGAAGAGUACUACGACGAGCAGCUGCCGGAGAAGAAGCGCCGCCUCACCCCUGAACAGGUGCAUCUGCUGGAGAGGAGCUUCGAGGCGGAGAACAAGCUGGAACCGGAGCGGAAGAGCGAGCUGGCGCGGAAGCUGGGGCUGCAGCCCCGGCAGGUGGCGGUGUGGUUCCAGAACCGCCGUGCCCGCUGGAAGACCAAGCAGCUCGAGCGCGACUUCGACCGCCUCAAGUCCUCCUACGACUCCCUCCUCGCCGACCACGACUCCCUCCUCAAAGACAACGACCGCCUCCGUUCCCAGGAUUGUCGAAAUAAGACCCUCCACCACCGAACAUCACGGGACGGCACCAGGUCCACCACUCCUGGAGAAAGUAUUUCCGUUAUUCCUUUCAACUUUGAUGGUACUUUGGUGUUGUACCUAUCCAACAUCUCCAUCGAGUGGAUGAUCAUAAUGACCGAUAUGCCCUUGAUUGCCAUGCAUGGAAAAGGAGAUGCUUUUUUUGGUUUGGGUGAUCUCGUUGACCGAGAAGCUCCAGGCGAAGGAUCUGGAGGCCGCGGGGGCAGCCUCGGGGCUGAAGCCGGACGAUCAGGCGGCGUCCAGCGCGGAUCACGCGGCCCUGAACGUCCCUCAGGUGAAGGCGGAGGACCGGCUGAGCACGGGGAGCGGGGGGAGCGCGGUGGUGGACGGGGACGGCCCGCCCCACCUGGUGGACAGCAGCGGCGAGUCCUACUUCCCGGAGAGCUACCACUGCCUGGGGCCCGUCCACGGUGGAGUCCUGUCGGAGGAGGACGACGGCAGCGACGAGGGCUGCAGCUACUAUCCCAACGGCAUGUUCGCGGAGCACCACCAUCCCGACGAGGAGGCUGCCCAGCUCGGCUGGUGGGUUUGGAGCUGAACGAGAAUACGGAUCGGAGAUGGCCUCGCUUUCUUCUUCUUCUUGUUUCCCCUAAUGUGAAGUUGUUGUCCAUGUAUGAUGGUAAUGCUAUAUAUAUCAUACGUGAUGGUUGGAAUAAUUGUAAAAUAAAGUGCUUAGAGGAAAAAACUCUUUGUAUUCACAUAUUAAUGUUGGUGUUAUCAUUUUGUAUCGUUAAGGUACGAACUGAAUUUUGAUCUUUGUUUUCGGAAUGAUGGGAUUGUUGAUUCGGUUAUAA
Messenger RNA from Elaeis guineensis (African oil palm), 1800 nucleotides. Its product is annotated as homeobox-leucine zipper protein HOX16. Gene Ontology annotation, molecular function: sequence-specific DNA binding; DNA-binding transcription factor activity, RNA polymerase II-specific. Gene Ontology annotation, cellular component: nucleus. Gene Ontology annotation, biological process: positive regulation of DNA-templated transcription. NCBI's taxonomy places the organism in Eukaryota, Viridiplantae, Streptophyta, Magnoliopsida, Arecales, Arecaceae. The record is from RefSeq and is a predicted model, not a curated record.